AUGAUGGUGUUACUUGCAAUCUCAAAAUUGUACGCUAAUGAAGUCGGACAUACGGAAAAAAUCAAAAUGAAUCGGGCAGGACUGAUCGCUCAAGCUAAUCAAAUGCUCAAUAAUAAUAUUUUGAAUCCUCAACAAAUAAGAUGGAUGGACAAACCAGCAGGUGACCCAAGUGGUUUAGCUUAUUUAAAACCUUUAGAUUCGCUAGUAGUCAAACAAACAUUAUCCUUGACAGAAUUGAUGGUAGGAAUACCCGGAAGUGCUAAAUACGGAAUAUUCAAUAAUAAAAAUGAACAAGUAUACUAUGCAUUCGAAGAAUCGGAUUUAUGUCAACGAGCAUAUUGUCCACAAACUCGUCGAUUUGAUCUUCAUAUCGUUGAUAGUGCAAAUCAGGAACUGAUUCGUCUUCGGCGAGAGUUUAAAUGUUGUUCUGGAUGUUGUUGGUUUGCAUGUUGUGGCGGCUGUAGUCAAGAGAUUAUGGUUGAGUCACCACCGGGUACUGUUAUCGGUUCAGUUACUCAAGAAUGCAGCUGUUGGCGUAUACAUUAUACACUCAAGGAUGAACGAGAUAAUCCAGUAUUAAAAAUCGUCGGACCUGGUUGUAUGUGCGAUGGACCGUAUGCAUGUUGCUGUGAGAAUAAAUUUACGGUCUAUGGAACAGACGGUGCGACUGAGGUAGGGGCAAUUUAUAAAAAAUACGCUGGAUUUAUUGCCGAAUCGAUGACUAGUUCUGAUACAUUUACACUUCAAAUGCCCGUGGAUCUUAGUGUUCGAAUGAAGGCAGUCGCUCUCGGUGCUCUGUUUUUGAUCGAUUUUUCUCAUUUCGUCGAAAAUCGCAGAAGAUGA
This is a messenger RNA of Adineta ricciae, 843 nucleotides long. The record is from the annotation of a GenBank genome assembly. Lineage: Eukaryota; Metazoa; Rotifera; Eurotatoria; Adinetida; Adinetidae.